GUACAGCACACUAGUGACUUCCUCUUUAGAUAUUUGACAUUCACUGCAGCACAGCUGAACACUCACUCUUCACUGGUCCAGACCAGCAGGUUCACACUCCACACUGACCAGAUAGCAGAGAGAAGCAAACAUGUCUGUCGGCAUUUAUGAAGAUCCAGAUUCUUCCAAUAUUAAUAUAAGACCUAACAACAACACAGAAAAUAUAUAUAUGAAUGCAGUUCCGAAAAGGUCUGGGCAAAGAAUGAAGCACAGCGAGAUCCAGGAUCAUUCUGGGGGUCGUAAUCAUGGUCCCUACAAGCUGGUGUUUCUUGGACUGCUGUGUGUUCUCCUUUUGGCUGCCAUCAUCAUAGGGCUGUGCAUCAAAACUGAGGAGGCAGGACAGGUACAGCUUAGGUACAACAACCUGACUGAAGAGAUGGACCAGUUAGAGAUGGUUAAUAACAACUUGAAUAGAGAGAAUAAACAGUUACAGUCAAGAAACAAUGUGCUGAAAUGUCUGCUGGAAACCAACAUCAGUGCCAUGGUUGGUGAGCGAGAUGAACUACAGUUCAUUUUGCAAGUGCAAUCUGGUAAGGAGAGACUACAGUAUGCAGUGGAUGUGACUCUGGAUCCUGAGACAGCAUACUAUGGACUCGUUCUGUCUGCUGAUGGGAAACAAGUGAGAAGAGGAUCAUCUUUCCGCUCCAGGAGCUCAAAGCAGUUUAAGUACUUUGGUGUCCAGGGGAAAGAAGGGUUCUCCUCUGGUAGAUUUUACUAUGAAGUACAGGUCAACAGGAGCGCCGAUUGGUGGAAACUGGGAGUAGUUAGAGAGUCCGGUAACAGAACGACCCUUGAUAGUACACCUGAGAAUGGAUAUUGGAUACUACAGAACAUUAAUAACACAUACUAUGCAUAUCCCAAUUCCAUUUUGGAAUGGUUCUACCCGAAAGAGAAGCCAGAGAUUGUGGGGGCGUUUGUGGAUUAUGAGGGGGGGUUGGUCUCCUUUUAUGAUGCAGAAAGAUGGAGUCUAAUGUACUCAUACAGAGGUGUCUCAUUUAAGGAGAAAGUCUAUCCCUACUUCUUUAGUGGUUUAGAAUAUUAUUCACUGAUCAUCACCACCCCUGUCUGCAUCACCCCUUAGUUAAAUAAUACCAUAGUGAAGAAUCUCCCGUUCACUAUAUAUUUCCCGUGACACUAAAACAUACAAGACAGACAACACAGCAAAUUGAAAAUAAAUAAAUAAAAUAAUAAUAAUCAUGUUAAAAUUAGUCCAAUUUCCAUUUGUUUGUGUUUGUCUCUAAAAGUAUAAUGGAAAUGAUCAACAUCAUCAACACUGUGUCUCAUAUGGCGUAGGCUACUUCAGCACUUACAAUAGGACACAGGACGACCAUGUCAGUGUCGAAUAGAGGACUUCAAUAAAAUUACAUUUAAAUGUUGCGAUCAUCAUUUCUGUUUAGUGCACGGAGUUGGUGUUUGAUAUAAAUUUACUAAAAUGUAUUCAAAUGUACACACUGCACAAGAAAGUACACAGUGCACUGCAUUUAAGUGUAGUCUGCAUUUAAGUGAAAUCUGGGAAUACAGGAGGCGGAUGGUCAUGCUUCAUGGGUUGAGUUCCCAAAAAGUAACUAUCCAUAUUGAUCUCAGCAAUUGAGUCCGCUGGCAACUUGCUGCUUCGAUCCCGGGGGCUCCAAACCAUAGACAGUAAAAGAAAUGGACAAAUAGAUCCCAUAGACUUCGACGGAGACCAAUUAGAACCAAGUAUUUUCUGGUGAUGGCUGAGUGUACUGCGCAGCCUCAAACUGAGCUUGACAAUGUAGAUGUGACGUGGGCAACCUGUCUCUACCUAUCUCAUCUAUCUCUACUGUGCGACAGAAAAUCACGUGGUCAUGACAUCAUCAUUAGCCUAUUUUUUACAAAAAACAGCUGCUACGGGGCCAUAACGUGAGGUACAAGGUAAUGGAGCCUUUCAUACAUUGUUGUGUUUCUUUAGAAAUAAACAAUGGACAAAUAGAGUCUUUAAAUGCAUCAGACGUAAAGUUAUUCGUUGACAAAGUGUCAAAAUGAAUGGGGUUCAAUGGAAUGCUAGCAGUAGGUGAUGGCUUGUUAGCCUAUGGAAUCUCCCAUAGGGGGUACGCUUUCCAGAUGUUUGCUUACCCCCUUGCUCCUGUAGCGUGACUUUACAAUGUGAAGAUGUGAUAAUAAUUAAUAAUCAAACCCAUGAUUUACUAUUAAAUGAUUUUUAGUCAUAUAACUGCUUAAAUCCAGCUUGCUCUAAAACAAAUAAAAAUGUGCAAAUGCUGCAAGAUAAUGAUAGACAACCAGUGUGAAACAAGUUAGACUUAUAAUGUUUAAAACCUUAGAAGCUUAGAAUUGAAGUGUGU
Molecule: messenger RNA, 2360 nt
Organism: Alosa sapidissima (American shad)
Lineage: Eukaryota; Metazoa; Chordata; Actinopteri; Clupeiformes; Clupeidae
Product: E3 ubiquitin-protein ligase TRIM38-like
Exons: 4
Coding region: 131-1120 (329 amino acids)
Molecular function (GO): protein binding
Source: RefSeq, a predicted model, not a curated record